AUGGGUCACGAGUCAAGUGCGUAUCAUGGGGAGGGUAUCACCCCGGCGGGGAACUCCAGUGCCUUCUCUAGUGCGGGCGUCUCGAUGUCAGAUAACUCGACACCGGGGAAGCCUCUCCGUCCCGUGACCGGUGUAGACACGCCUAUCCCUCGACUGACCGCUCGGUCCUUGGUGAUGGCGCUCUUUGUGUCAAUGGGUGGACUGCUCUUUGGUUAUGACACUGGCCAGAUUUCUGGAUUCCAGGAGAUGGACAACUACCUGCAACGGUAUGGCGAGUUGAAGGCAAAUGGAAAGUACGAAUUCAGUGACACUCGGUCAGGGCUGAUUGUCGGCUUGCUCUCUAUUGGAACUUUGAUUGGUGCCCUGUGUGCUGCCCCCGUGGCGGACUUCUUGGGCCGGAAAUGGUCCAUUACAAUCUGGUGCAUCGUUCUCAACAUUGGAUUGAUCGUUCAGAUCUCCUCACCUUCGGGCCACUGGUGGCAGAUGGUUGUGGGUCGUUGGGUGACUGGCCUUGGUGUAGGUGGCUGCUCCUUGCUCGUUCCUAUGUAUCAGGGUGAGAGCGCCCCUCGACACAUUCGUGGUGCUAUGAUCUGUUGCUAUCAGCUCUUCGUCACGCUGGGCAUCUUCCUCGCCUACUGCAUUAACUUGGGCACUCAUACCAUGGACGGGACAGCCCAGUGGCGCAUCACCCUAGGUCUGACAUUCCUCUUCGCCUUGAUUUUGGGAGGUGGCAUGGUCUUCUUCCCUGAGAGUCCCCGCUACGACUUCCGCCAUGGGAAGGUCGAGCGGGCCCAGAGCACAUUGGCCAAGUUAUACGGUGUGCCGGAAAACCACGUGCGGAUUCUCGAGGAGCUUGAGGAGAUCCGCGAGCAAUUUGAAAAGGAGUCCGAAGACCAAGCAUGGCACGAGUUCAUCACUGCCCCCCGGAUGUUCUACCGAAUCGCCCUUGGUAUGGCCCUGCAGAGUCUGCAGCAGCUCACUGGUGCCAACUACUUUUUCUACUACGGUACGACUAUCUUCCAAGGUGCCGGUAUUUCAGACAGCUUCAUUACCCAGGUCAUCCUAGGCGCUGUUAAUUUCGGCACAACCUUCGGAGGACUCUACGUUGUCGAGAACUUUGGUCGGCGCAAGUCUCUCAUGGUCGGUGCAGCGUGGAUGUUUGUCAUGUUCAUGAUUUUCGCUUCGCUGGGUCAUUUUGCGCUCGACGUCAACAAUCCCGAGAACACACCCGGUGUAGGCAAAGGCAUGAUUGUUGUGACCUGCCUCUUCAUCGCCGCUUAUGCUAUGACGUGGGGCCCUAUGGUCUGGGCCAUUGUUGCCGAGCUGUUCCCGUCCAAGUAUCGCGCCAAGGGCAUGGCCCUGGCGACCGCCUCGAACUGGGCGUGGAACUUCCUCAUCUCGUUCUUUACGCCUUUCAUCACCAGCUCGAUCGAUUUCGCCUACGGUUACGUCUUCGCCGGCUGCCUGCUCGCUGGUAUCUUCGUUAUUUACUUCUUUGUGAUCGAGGGCAAAGGUCGCACCCUCGAGGAACUUGACUACAUGUAUGUCCACAAAGUUGCUCCCUGGAAGAGCAGCAACUAUGAGCUGCCCCACCAGAACUCGGAGUGGCAGCCCGAGGAGGCGCCUCAUGGUCGCAAGGAGCAAGAAAUGUACCACGCCGAGAACGCCUGA
Penicillium oxalicum is the source of this 1671-nucleotide messenger RNA. RefSeq names its product sugar porter family MFS transporter. The record is from RefSeq and is a predicted model, not a curated record. The coding region runs from base 1 to 1671 and encodes 556 amino acids. Gene Ontology annotation, cellular component: plasma membrane. Gene Ontology annotation, biological process: carbohydrate transport; transmembrane transport. The transcript is spliced from 2 exons. NCBI's taxonomy places the organism in Eukaryota, Fungi, Ascomycota, Eurotiomycetes, Eurotiales, Aspergillaceae. Gene Ontology annotation, molecular function: carbohydrate:proton symporter activity.